CAAUUUCAUUUUGGCUACUUCAUCCGCUGCUCUCUGCUCUAUCUCUAUCUCUAUCUCGAUCUCUCAGCUGCAAGACACUGCUCUUUCUCGAUCCAUUUAGCAAGACCUUGAUUGAUGAUUGCCCUUGAUUGAUGUUUGCCCCCAUCAUCAUCUGAUAAAGCCCUUUGACACACACACAAUCAAACGAUCAGCAUAAACCCUCACACACACAAUCAGACGAUCAAACAUAAACCCUAGCGCACACAAUCAGAUGAUUCUUGACUAAGGAGAAAGACCGUGUCUCGCCGCCGAUUCGCCUCUUCUGGUUUUCUUCUCCGGCUGAUUCUCUGGCCGAAGUUCGGUCUCUCUCUCUCUCGGAUUCUCCUCUUUUUCCUCUCUUCUCCCUCGGGAAGGAUAAAUAAUAAGUUGACAAUGAAACGAACGGUUAGUGAAAUGGAAAAAGUGAGUGAACAAAAUACUGAAGCUUCAACUUCAAAAUCAUCCCAACCACCGCCGAAGAAGAGACGGGGUCCGACACGAUGCAAGAAUGUCAUAGACGCGAAAACCUUAUUACCUUUAAGAGUUAAUAAGUUUGGACAGCCGAUCGGUCUUGGGAGUGGUACAUAUACUAAUUAUCUGGGAACACUUGCCUGGAAGGGUGAAUUAGCUCCUUUGUGCUACAAAACUUGGUGGGAGAUGCCUAAACGGCUGAAGGAGGAUAUGUGGAACAUUAUAAAGGAGGUCAGCAAAAAAAAUAAAGAACGUCGUGGGAAGCAAACAAUGAUGCAUACUACAGGGACAAAAAGCUUUGCACGUGUUUCUGCCGAGAUUGAGGAAGACGAAGGUAUUCAGCUUUCUCGUGCAGAUUUAUUCAUCUGCACACAUGUAAAUAAGGAUGGCAAAGCUACUGAUGCUGUUGCUUCGGAGAUGAUUGAAAACAUAAAAGAAUUUCAAAAAAGUUACUCUGACUCGCCUAUUGGCAGCUCCAAUGAUUUGUUCUCCAUUGUGAGGGGAGAAGAGAGAACUGGUCGUGUGCGGAUGCUUGGCUUCGGGCCUACACCAAGUGAUGUUUGGGGGCCCUCUCCUAGUAAAGCUGAAUUGAUUAAUAAUACUAAAAAAUCUCGGGAGGAGGCACGUGCUACACGUGUAGAGUUGCAGUAGAUAAUUUCAAAAAUGCAAGCUGACUAUGACAACAAGUUGAAAAAUUUACGAGCCAGCUACGACGACAAGUUGGAAAAUUUACAACAACAGGUGGCUAUGCUAAUGCAGAUGUAACAACAAAAUUGUAGUGGACAGGUAUAUUUAUUAUUAGUUUUACUCUUUACUAAAUAUAUGUUUACUUAUGCCAAGAUUUCAUGUAUUUUGUUUUGUUAUUUUGAAGGAUUCUGAUUCUUUAAAUGCUCCUCCUAGAGUAUCCCCAAAUCUAUUUUCUAGUCGUGAUGCCAAUUCAGUUAAGGUUAUGAACUUUUAAUUUCUCUUAUAUAUAUGUUAAAUUUUCAUUUAUUAUAAUGUGCGCUUAAUGAAUUUAUAAAAAACGUAGGGUAAUUCAAAUCAAAUGGGCAAGAAGACUUUUUGAAGUUGAAGUUAAAGUUGAAGAUGGGGUCGUGGCUAUGCUUUUUGAAUUUCCUUCACCUUGGAUGGGUUCUUUUUGAAAAACUUGUACUACAUUUGUUAGAAAUUCUUAAUUUUUUUUGUGUGACAUUUAGUACCCUUAUCUAGACAAUUUGGAUGGUAUUUUCAUAUUGGCAAGUUAACUUGUGGUUAUAUUAGUAUACAUUUUUUACUAGCUUAA
Molecule: messenger RNA, 1771 nt
Organism: Cornus florida
Lineage: Eukaryota; Viridiplantae; Streptophyta; Magnoliopsida; Cornales; Cornaceae
Exons: 6
Coding region: 412-1140 (242 amino acids)
Source: RefSeq, a predicted model, not a curated record